AUGUUUCUGAAUCCAUUUGUCAUGUUAGAAUCUUGGUUUACGUGCAUGACAAUCUCGUAUAUGGCUGAGCAUGUCGUUGGAACUGGUUCAUUUGGUGUUGUCUUUCAGGCCAAGUGCUUGGAGAGAGGUGAAUCUGUUGCUAUAAAGAAGGUUCUGCAGGAUAAAAGAUACAAGAAUAGGGAACUCCAGAUUAUGCAUUUACUUGAUCAUCCUAAUACAGUCCAAUUGAAGCACUAUUUCUUUUCAUCCACCGACACAAAUGAGCUCUAUCUGAACCUUGUUCUGGAGUAUAUACCCGAAACAGUUUUCCGAGUUUCAAAACACUAUUGUAGAAUGAAUCGCCACAUGCCAAUGAUUUUUGUGCAAUUGUAUACAUACCAGAUUUUCCGUGCUCUAAAUUAUUUACACCAUGUGAUCGGAGUAAGCCACCGUGAUAUUAAGCCACAAAAUUUGCAGGUCAAUCCCUACACUCACCAGCUGAAGAUAUGUGAUUUUGGUAGUGCAAAGAUGUUGGUGCCCGGUGAACCCAACAUAUCAUAUAUAUGCUCACGAUAUUAUAGGGCUCCUGACAUAUUUGGGGCAACGGAAUAUACAACAGCUAUUGAUAUGUGGUCUGUUGGCUGUGUCAUGGGUGAGCUUCUGCUUGGACAGCCAAUGUUUCCUGGUGAAAGUGGUGUCGAUCAACUAGUGGAAAUUAUUAAGAAACUGGGAACACCAACUAGAGAAGAGAUUAAAUGUAUGAAUCCAAAAUAUACCGAGUUCAGAUUCCCUCAGAUCAAAGCACAUCCAUGGCAUAAGAUUUUUAACAGGAGAAUAUCCCCUGAUGCAGUUGAUCUUGUAUCAAGGUUGCUUCAGUAUUCGCCAAACCUACGCUGCACUGCUUUGGAGGCUUGUGCACACCCUUUCUUUGAUGAUUUAAGAGACCCCACUGCAUGCUUACCCAACGGCCUAGCUCUACCUCCUUUAUUCGAUUUCACCGAUCAAGAACUGGCCGGCGCAUCUGCUGAACUCCGUCAACGCCUUAUUCCGGAACAAGCAAGGACAUAAAAGAUCAAAUGAGACGGCAUUUAUAGGCAAAUUGUAAUUUUGGUUUUGGAUGAUUAGUUGCCACGCCCCACCACCCUAUGAAUAUAAAGCCAAGCACCUAAAUAUAUAUCCACAUACCCUAUAAAUGGAUAUGCCGAUGAGAUGAAAAAAGAACUGAUAUAUGCCAAAUAGGUUUUUGGGUUCUUUUCUCAUGUAUAUAUGUGUGCAUUGGCUGCUAUACAUUGUAGC
Messenger RNA from Hibiscus syriacus, 1275 nucleotides. Its product is annotated as shaggy-related protein kinase theta-like. Gene Ontology annotation, biological process: protein phosphorylation; signal transduction. The record is from RefSeq and is a predicted model, not a curated record. NCBI's taxonomy places the organism in Eukaryota, Viridiplantae, Streptophyta, Magnoliopsida, Malvales, Malvaceae. Gene Ontology annotation, molecular function: protein serine/threonine kinase activity; ATP binding. Gene Ontology annotation, cellular component: cytoplasm.